GCUCCCACCUCUCCCCACCCCGUCGGGUACGGGAAGGUCCCAGCCUCUGCCAGGUGCCCGAGGGCCAUCGUGGCCGCCGCCACGGGUCCUCAUGGAGCCGCCGCAUCUGUACCCGGUGAAGCUCUACGUGUACGACCUGUCCAAGGGCCUGGCCCGGCGGCUUAGCCCCAUCAUGCUGGGGAAACAAUUGGAAGGCAUCUGGCACACCUCCAUAGUUGUGCACAAAGAUGAGUUCUUCUUUGGCAGUGGCGGAAUCUCCAGCUGUCCCCCGGGAGGGACAUUGCUUGGGCCUCCAGACUCUGUGGUUGAUGUGGGGAGCACCGAAGUGACAGAAGAAAUCUUUCUAGAGUACCUGUCCUCCCUGGGGGAGUCUCUGUUCCGAGGUGAAGCCUACAACCUCUUUGAGCACAACUGUAACACCUUUAGCAACGAAGUGGCACAGUUCCUGACCGGGCGGAAGAUCCCGUCUUACAUCACUGACCUGCCCUCUGAAGUCCUCUCCACGCCCUUUGGACAAGCCCUCCGGCCUCUCCUGGACUCCAUCCAAAUCCAGCCUCCUGGAGGAAACACGACUUGUGUCAUCUUCCCUCCCCUGCUACAAGCAGGGACCAGAGCUGCAACCGACACAGCUUGGAAUUGGGAAAUUGACAGCCAGUACCAGGCCAGAGAAAACAGGAUAAAGCCAUUCCUCCUCCCACCCAGACUGAUCGCCAAUCCUCCGCCAUGGAUUUGGGAAAACCUGCCUUGCUGGUGAGGCUGCUUGGCGGACCUGCUACGGUGGAUAGGGCUGGGCCAGAGCCGCAGAGACCCAGGCCCUCCGCCUGCACAGAAACCACACCUGGCCCCAUAUGCAGCAUUCAGCUAGGGACCAAAGGGACAUGAGUCCCAGCUUAGGGAAUGUAGAAAGAAUAUGAUGCACAAUCAAGAUGGCAAGAAAAUUUAGAGUUGUUUCCAAUAGGACUUUUCCAUUAUCCUGCAUGUGACUUGAUGGCACACAUCAUUUCCAUUGUCAUCCUGACUUUAAGGAGGUGCGACUGGGGUAUGAGUGGGCAUUUUCCUAAUGACUUGCUGCUGAGUUUAUAAGCAGAGCAGUCUGGAAGUCUCAGAUCUGGGACAGCUUUCAGACAUCCUUUCUUCACGUGUAUUCCACAGCUUAGUUAGGAGAGGGUGGAGAGGGGCUCAGAGCUGCUAGGUGCCUGGCCCUUGGCUCUGCUUCCUGGGCCCCUCCUGCCCUGGCUCCCUGCCCCCUCUAAAACUUGAGUCCAACCUCCCCUUCUGGGGCAGGGGCCUUUCCUCCCUGAAAUCUGCUGCUCACCCUGGCCCUGCCCCUGCUGUAUUUGCCAUUAGCCAUAGAAGUUGGCAUUAUCAGGGUCUCAGCUAGAGGGAAAGAUGUCAUUCUGCCUUGGUGUCUGCCUGUGAUCUGACGGGCAUGUCCAGCUGGUGUCAACUGAGAUUUUAGAAUUUAAGGUCAGGCCAACUGAGUGAAUGGUUUAGUUCUCAGGCCCAGUGUGUGCAGCAGUAAUUAAUCAGAGCAGAAAGAAGCAGGAAUGGCUUGAUGCUGACCUACUGGCAGUUUCAGGGAAAAUGGGUGUCAGAGGCUGGGUUUCUUCCUGGAGGGAAGCUGGUUGACCAGCAUCCCACCGGUGUCCUUCCCUUUUCCUGUCUGCCUGAAGCACACAUCUCUACCCAGAGGGUAAUGAGCUUUUCUCCUAUCCCAUGUCUGGGCUCAGCUCGUUUUGCUCCUCGCAGUGGUCACUUUCAGACCCAGGGCUCUUCUGAGUUCUCCUGAGUGACUCCAUGAGGGAACUUGAGUCACUUGAUUCCUUGAAUGCUACCCUUCAUGUCCAGCAGCCAUUUGUGCCACUGCUGUGCCCUGGGUUGGUGGAAGAUGGAGGCGCGGGUGAGUGUGACCCAGAGCCCGUGGGCGGGCAAGCUGCUCUCCCCCAUCCCAGCCCCGCCACUCAGGGCAGAAGCCAGGCCUGAGCUAGGCCCUGCAGCCACAUCCCACAUCUCCGCCCAUCCCAGAGCCUCAGGAGCACCCUGGGGACCAGGAAGCGAAUGAGUCAUGCACUGUCACGAAGUGGACGCCUCUUAGAGGUCUAAAGGGACAAGGAAAGAGGAGCAGUGGGACCGUCACCCUCUCCCAGGAACAAAGCUCAUACCUUUGAGAUUCGAUUACACCCUUGAAGUCAGGCUGAUAAUUGUGUCCCAUACAGAGGUGUUUGCUGGUUUUCAUUGGUGUUUUUCUAAUGCAAUAAACUCAUUUCUGCCUGCUGCAUUUGUGUGGUGCUCA
Messenger RNA from Fukomys damarensis (Damara mole-rat), 2293 nucleotides. It is a transcript of the gene Desi1, whose product is annotated as desumoylating isopeptidase 1. The coding region runs from base 92 to 754 and encodes 220 amino acids. NCBI's taxonomy places the organism in Eukaryota, Metazoa, Chordata, Mammalia, Rodentia, Bathyergidae. The transcript is spliced from 7 exons. Gene Ontology annotation, biological process: protein modification by small protein removal. Gene Ontology annotation, molecular function: peptidase activity. The record is from RefSeq and is a predicted model, not a curated record.